Messenger RNA from Phaethon lepturus (White-tailed tropicbird), 956 nucleotides. Its product is annotated as cytosolic 5'-nucleotidase 1A-like. Gene Ontology annotation, biological process: nucleotide metabolic process; adenosine metabolic process. Gene Ontology annotation, cellular component: cytoplasm; cytosol. Gene Ontology annotation, molecular function: magnesium ion binding; nucleotide binding; 5'-nucleotidase activity. The transcript is spliced from 6 exons. The record is from RefSeq and is a predicted model, not a curated record. Bases 9 to 956 code for a protein of 315 amino acids. NCBI's taxonomy places the organism in Eukaryota, Metazoa, Chordata, Aves, Phaethontiformes, Phaethontidae.
AGUCGAAGAUGGCAGAGCCUGAAAGCACAGUCAUAAACACUGAUGUGAAACAGAAAGACUCCAGUGAGGCACUGGUCAUUGCGGUGACCACCAGAGCCAUCUUCAACCUGGAGGAGGAGCACAAACUGUACCUGGAGAAGGGCAAGCAGGAGUACACAAGGCACCAGCAGGCCAACCAGGACAAGCCCCUGCCACCAGGCACAGCAUUCACCUUCAUCCAGGCAGCACAGUAUGUGAAUGAGAAGAUCCUAGAGAGCAACCCAGCAGAGAAGGACCUCUUUGACAUCUUGGUCCUCUCCAACAACAGCCCGGAGAGUGGCGUGCGCAUCAUCAACAGCGCCAAACACUACGGCCUGGAGAUCUCCAAGUUCUGCUUCGUCAGUGAUGAGGACUCCACACAGUACCUGAAGUCCCACGGGGUCAAGCUCUUCCUCUCGGCUGACAGGAUAGAUGUCUGCAAUGCUCUCCGGAGAGGUGUCUCAGCAGCUCUUGUCUUCCAGCAAGAGGUGCAAGCCCCCAGCACCCCACUCCGCGUGGUGUUCGAUGGGGAUGCCGUGCUCUUCUCCGAUGAGACGGACCAGGUCUUCCAGGAGCAGGGGCUGGAGGGCGCAGUGCAGUAUGAGCAGGCGAUGGAGGCCGUGCCCAUGGGAGAGGGUCCCCUGAAGGCUUUUGCCAUGCACCUUGGGAAGAUACGCAAGAAGUUCAGCCAGGAAAAAUCCCCCAUCCGCACCUACCUGGUGACCGCCCGCAGUGGCCGGGACAUGGGCAUCCGAGCCAUCAAGACACUCCGGGAAUGGGGUCUGGCCAUCGACGAGGCUUUCUUCAUGGAUGGGGCUCCCAAGGGCCCCAUCCUCGCUCAGAUCCAGCCCCACAUUUUCUUUGAUGAUGGUCUUCAUAACAUCCAGGGGGCUCAAGAUGUGGGUGUACCCUCUGCCUGGGUCCCUUCCUGCUGCUGA